This is a messenger RNA of Glossina fuscipes, 4090 nucleotides long. RefSeq lists its product as uncharacterized. Lineage: Eukaryota; Metazoa; Arthropoda; Insecta; Diptera; Glossinidae. The record is from RefSeq and is a predicted model, not a curated record. The coding region runs from base 1456 to 2082 and encodes 208 amino acids. The transcript has 4 exons.
ACCAAAAUGUAAGUUAGAUGCACUUCAAAAAGUCGCAUUUCUUUGUAAAUUCUUUGGACUUAAAUUUUUUCUAUAGAAUAAGUUGAAGUUAUUAGCUUAGUCAACUUAAUCUCAGCAUCCAAAAAAAAAAAUUUUUUUUUACUAUUAAAGACAUUGUUGUUAAAGUUGUAAUCGGCCGUUUGAAACGGUAUGAUAUUUUUAUGUUUAGCAUGUGAUUUAAUUUGUUCAACUAUUACCCGCACACAUAAUUACGAUUCUUCCUAUAUAUGAUAAACCAAAUAUUCUUAAUAAGCUCACAUUGGAGCAGCAGGCAGAAUCAAUUGAAUCAAUUUGAGGAGGUCUAAAGAACUCUUAAAAACGGAUAAAAAGAAACUAAACUACAAAAAGACGGAAACCAGUAGAAAUAUUUCUGAGCGCGUUAGCUUAAUGACGCAAAAAUUAUAUCGAUCCAACCACUAACAUGGCCGCAACUAGUAAAAAACUUGUUCUUAGCAUCUGUGAGUUAUGCAUACGAGCGCAAUCGAUGAUCUCUAAAAUACUUCUUAUAACGAAAAGGUUAUAAUAAUAUCAUAAAUAGCUAUUAAAUUACAAGAGAAGGAAACUUUAGUAGUGCAAAAAUGCUUUCGAUCCGACCACCAGCAAUUGUCAUACUUUGUUUUGAAUUUAAGAAACCAAUCUAUCCAAAUCGAUCAUAGCUUUGCUAAUUACAGUUCAUACAUAUGUGAUCCCUUUAAAAAAACAUUGAAAGCAAGUAUAACAAUGUAGUGGCCCAUCAUUAAAUCCUACAUCCUAUACUGUGUCCUACAAUUAUUCAUAUAUCGACGUUUGAAAAUAAUGUGUUGUAUGGGAAAUGAUUCCGAACCACUUGUAACAACGCUCGCCCUUGGGCUAAAGCAUGUCCAUGUUGCGGUUGUGGUUCACUCAGAAAUUAAUUCUGAAUCCAUUGGUACAAUAGAAGGUGAGUCUAUCUAAAGUCUUUCUGGUUGUUGCAUGCAUUCACACAAAUUUAAUACAUUCUUGUACCAGAAGUCAUGUAUGGCAUAUAACAAAAAGCUGUAUUUGUCUUCAUGCUUUAAAUUGUCGAGUAACAGCUGUAAUGAACAAUUUGUAAAAUAAAGCUUGAUAUUUAUAACCGCAAUUCCAUUAACACAAAUGAGCUGGCAAUUAAUAAGACUUACUACGUCUACUUUCUCACGAGUCUUCGGGCUUACAGAGGCAACCCUAUCACGUACCAAAAACUUUCAAGCUUUCACUUUCUCUCGUCUCACUUUCUAGCAUUAACAUUAUUUCAAUCAUCUCAGCAUUCUGAGUAGUGAUAACAAAUAAAAUCAACCCUCGCCUGAAACCCAGUAAAAUAAAUGGCAAACUUUUUGACUCAUGCAGUCAGAAUUUUGCCUAAAAUAAGUUUUAAAUAAUAUUUUAAUAGAAUUUAAGCUAAUCUUCCUACUUAAGUAAAUGGCCAAUAAUAAGGAUUUAUAUGAAAUUUGGUGUAAAGCCUGUAAUCAUUAUGAUAUACCUGAAGACACUAUACGCUCAUGGUAUGACCGCAUACGCCUAAAACUCAGUGAAAGUGGCACUAAUCGUGUCUAUCAUAAUUGGUCGGAUAUGCUAAUGCAUAAACGCGAUGAACUACAAUUUUGUAAACCCCAUAUAGUCUUAGCUGCAUUCUUCCAAUAUUAUGAAUUCGAUUUGGAGAAAGCUUGUGUAGAAAAAAAUUGUCAAGUGUUUCGUGAAUUUUGUCAAGAUGCCAUGCUUGAAGAUGAACAAAUAAAAUUUUCAAUAUGUUGGCUAUUAGGGGAAAAAGUUACUUCUCCUAUGUUAACGACUGUGGAAGAAGAUGCAGCCAUUCUCCAAGAUUUGGACUUAAUUAUAUUAGCAGCUCCUGCUGAUGUGUACAAACGUUACGCUGAGCUUUCACGACAGGAAUGGACUGUUUUAAGUGAAUGUAAUUACAAUAUUUUAAGACGUAAGACUUUAAAUGCUUUAUUGGCUUUAGAUAUUUAUAAAACUGAAGAAUUCAGUGCCAAAUAUGCGAAAGCUGCUCGCGAUAAUAUUGAACGAGAAUUAAAAGAGUUAAAUUAAUAGGUCUUGCUAAACCUUUUAAAUCCAAAAAUCAUGAAGACUAAGUAGAGAUACUGUUAUGCUUGGGAUUUCCUUUUAUUUCCGCCAGAAUAUGGGUAUACUAGCCUUAUCAUAAAUAACAUGAGGAACAUCUAGGCGUACAAGCAUAAUUCUAUCAAUUAAUUUAUUUAUUUUUAUUAUAUGACCAAUCACUCAGGGGAUGUCCCCCUAUUCGUGACGGUCGGAAAGAAAAAGAGCGAUAGGCAAGCGGCCGCAGCCAUAGUGGCUUUGUGCCCAAUCGGUAAGUGUUAUUACCUUUACCGAUUAAGCCCUCGCUGUAAUUACGACCAAAAAAAGACUCUACCAGACGCAUUGAAAUCUGAAUCCGCAAAAGCAGAGUUAGUAGCCUCGAUUCUUACCUAUUCGGCUAAUCUUGCUACUCAGUUGCUUGUUUAGUUUUCAUUAUCUUUGCUUAAUUUUGUUUUCCAAGCAUUUCCAAGCUUCAAAAUGAAUACGUUUUUUUUCUUCUCAUUUAUCACCGUUAUUUUGUCACAUUUUCCCCACUACUUAUUUCCAAUUUUAAAAUGUGUAUGCCAUACACACAUACACACACACACGUAUAUGCAGAAUAAGUUUGAAAAAUAAACGCUAUCAUAUUUGAUGAUUGAUAUAAAUGACUUAGGUAUUGAUGGUAGUUGUUGUUUAAUGUUCUACCGAAGACGAACAAAGUUUUCUUAUUCCUUUUUACAAUAGCCUUGUAUAUGGAAUUUAUACAGAUUGAUUUUCAAUAAAAUUUGUUGAUAAAAAAAGAAAUUGUCAAUUUUUAUUUCGCAAUUUAUGAUGAAACAAGGAAAAUGAAUGCUUUAGCAGGUAAGUAAUGGAAAACAAAUUUAAAUUUCAAAAUUUACAACGAUUAUUAUUUUUUUUCUUUUUAAGACAUAAAAUAAUAUAUUUUAUUUGUUCAAUUAUCAUUCUAUUUAUUGCGCAUUUCUCACUUGACCUGGCUCUUUAUAGGCGCAUCUCUUAUAUUUCUAUAAUAUUAUAUAUGAGUAUCGGAUUUCAAACUUUUUAUUUCGUUAUUACGUUUAUAGCUUACGCUACUUGUGUGAACGUAUACAACACUCAGGAGAACUUCAGAAAUAUGUGCCAUUUAUUAUAUCGAUUAAGUCAGAUAAUGAGUCUAAGAUUGCCCGUUUCUCCGUUUGUCCUGUAUUUUUGUGCUCAACCUACUGGCCGCGAAUUCUCAAAUACUUUGAUGAAAUUUGAUACAUCGACUUGUUUUUGCCCAAGAACGAAUGCUAUUGGAAAAGUGGUGUCUUAUAAUAGCCUGUUAAGCGAACUGAUUCGGGGCAUUCAAUGAUGGGCCCUUGUCCACUCUAAUGCUUUCAUUCGUUUUUUUUUUAUAAAGAUAAUAGCGAAUGUAAUAUAUACCGGUUCGCCACUGUUAUCUUAGCAAAAAAGGAAAUAAAAGAAUGGAAUUUCGAUACUUUAUACUACAAGGUAGGCUUGACCAGUUUCUACUAGCUAUAGGAUUACCUAUAAAUGGUACGUGGAAAUUUUUAUGCAUGCGCCCGACUUAAGAGUAAGAGAAUUCUCUUUGUUUAUAUUGUAAUGCGCGAACAUCCUUUGACCAAUUUGAUCGUUUGCAGUACCAACCUGCGUGCAGGAAUAUCAAGUAUUUUUGCCAAAUUUGAAAAAACAACCAAAAAGCUUUGGGGAGAUAUAUCUUGAUCGAUUCAAAAUUCAGUAUUGAUAACGAAUAUAUAUUUACAUUAAUGUGGUCAUUGCAAAUCGUCUCGCAAAGGAAUUGUAGUCCCUAAUCUCACACCUACAAAAAAUUGACUACGAUAUACUUACAAUAAAAAAUGUAUGCAACAUCUAGAACUACUUCAGGUAGACUCUUAAUCUCUUAAGGUGUAUCAAUAAGAAAUAAUAAAAUGAUUUUGAAUCAAUUUAAGUCUACUUGUCCGGUGUUUUUAGUAUGUAACAUUUUUAAUAUUUCUCAAUGAAAAUCGAAAAUAACAGUGAA